AUGGUCCUCGUUCUGAUCAAACAAAAGCUCUUCCCAAACGCUCGAAGCAACUCGAGCCAAAGUGCCGCCAAAGCUCUCCUGUCCGAACCACCAGCCCACGACGACCUCCCCGAGCUCGAAGCCCAGCGAUCCUAUCACACCUUUCGCGACGACUAUGGGCAUAGCUCCGAUGUCGAAACGGCCAGUAGUCGCAGUUCGCGAUCGAGGAUCAACCCGCGCAUUAUCUCCGAUGCGAUUCUGGGCUUGUCGGAUGGAUUGACGGUGCCGUUUGCAUUGAGCGCGGGUCUCUCCGCGCUGGGCGACACCAAGGUCGUCGUGUUGGGUGGAUUGGCCGAGCUGGCUGCGGGGGCGAUCUCUAUGGGGUUGGGGGGGUAUGUUGGGGCCAAGAGCGAACUCGAAUCCUACAACGCCACCGUCCGCGACACCCAAUCUCUCAUCGAGACCUUCCCCUCCGAAACAGCCACCAUAGUCCACGACAUAUUCGCCACGCACGGGAUAGCAGACGACAUAAUCGAUCAAAUCAUCAUCUCACUGCGCGCAUCACCUGAGCGGCAUCUCGACUUCCUACUCGACUUCCACCACAAGGAAGCGCGGCCGGACUGCAACCAGGCGUGGAUGUCGGCGAUCACGCUCGCCGUGGGGUACUUCGUGGGCGGGUUCAUCCCGCUGAUUCCGUACUUUGUUGCCGAUGCGGUGAUCGUGGCGCUGUAUUGGAGUAUUGCGGUGAUGGGGGUCACGUUGUUGGCGUUUGGGUACGUUAAGACUGGGGUGGUGAGGGGGUGGACGGGGGUGGAUAAUGUUGUUGCUGCUGUUAAGGGUGGGGUGCAGAUGUGCUGUGUGGGUGGUGUUGCGGCUGGGGCGGCCAUUGGGCUGGUUAGGGUUAUUAAUGGGGGAGGUGCUUGA
Messenger RNA from Aspergillus candidus, 903 nucleotides. RefSeq names its product VIT1/CCC1 transporter family protein. The transcript has 3 exons. Gene Ontology annotation, molecular function: manganese ion transmembrane transporter activity; iron ion transmembrane transporter activity. Gene Ontology annotation, biological process: intracellular manganese ion homeostasis. The record is from RefSeq and is a predicted model, not a curated record. The coding region runs from base 1 to 903 and encodes 300 amino acids. NCBI's taxonomy places the organism in Eukaryota, Fungi, Ascomycota, Eurotiomycetes, Eurotiales, Aspergillaceae. Gene Ontology annotation, cellular component: fungal-type vacuole membrane.